AUGGCCAACCUGCCCGAGCUGUUUGACAUCGCGGACCAGAUCCAAGAAGAUGAACGGCGUGCCAGUCUCGAUCAACCCAGCUCCUCUCGAUCGGUAAACGCCCAGCCCCAGCAAACACUAGGGGAGGAGGUCAACGAGGUAAUAGGUCAGUUAGGGAGAUUUUGGGGAGGUUUCCAGAAGCAGAGUCAAGCUGCUUUCCAGACUGCAAGAAAGGACUUCGGCUCGGUGGUACAAGCAGCGCGGAAGGAGGCGUCUUGGCUCGGGAACAAUGCUACCACGCAAAGGGAUGGCCCAGCAGGUAGUGGCGAGGCCUCUAAUUCAGCUACCGCUUCGAGCACAGAGCCGCCUGCUCCUAUCUCGAUUGAUACCAAAGGAAAAGAGAAAGAGGUCGAAGACGAUACUGCUACGAUCAAAUCAAGUUCGCCAACGACAGAUACAACUCCAGGUGCAUCUGCUACUACCGGCACGUUCUUUUCGCGACUUCAAGCCAACCUCCCUCCACAGUUUGCCCCUGCCGCUAUUACCGCCACCCUUCAGAGUCAACUGUCAACGGCCCAAGCGCAGGCUGACGCUCUGCGAACAUCACUAGCAACGAAUAUCCAGCGAAUACAGCAAGAAGGAAACAUGCCCAUAUCGUUCGCUCAAGCUGAGAAGCUUGCCGGAGAAUACGUACAUCGUAGUGAAGAAUUGCUUAAGGGCGCGGGCGCAUUUUUGAAGGACGCAGUCCAUGUUAUACCAGCGGAAGGAGUCGAUAAUACUCGGGGAGUGGUGUGGGACGGUUCAGAUAUAUGGAUGAUGCCGAGCCCAAUGGCUCCAGGAACCCCUACCCCUGAGGCGAGUGCAAGCGGACGUCCAGCAUUGACUCACGCCGAAGCCUUGCUCAAGCGACUCAAGAGCGACCCAGAAGUACUCCGAGUUGACCCUGCUUCUUCUUCAGCAAAGGAAAGAUACGAGAAAUACAUCACUGGGAUAGAUAUCAGUGACACACAAUGGACAUCCCGCAUUCGUGAAGUCAUCGCUGACACUUCAGAGGACUCUGACUCUUUGCUUAGCACGAAGGAAAAGCUUGUGCCUGAGGCUGUUUCGGAAGAUGAAUUCUGGAAGCGAUAUUUCUUCAGGGUACAGCAAAUAAAUGAGGAUGAGGAGAAACGCAAAAUUAUCUUAAAGGCUCCGACGCAACCAGAGGAUGACUUUAGCUGGGAGGAUGACGAGAAGCCAAAUUCCCCUAUUAAUAAUGACGAGUCUAAUUCGACUCAACCUCCGACCAACCCUACUACUGAUCUUCCACCAACACAUCCUUCUACGUCAACCACGACCCUCAAAACAUCAACUAACGAUCUUGCGCCUCCUUCCCCAGUACCUGCUGCCGAAUCCGCCACCACGCCAACAGCUACCGGCCCCAACUCUCGUUCUGCGUCACAAAUACUAAUUGCCCACUCGGGAGUCAGCACUAGUAAUACCAGUCCCCGCGAAUCGGAGUCAAGCUUUGACGUAGUUAGCGCGAGUUCCAGUGUAGCUGGCAUGAACGCCGACGUUGCAGAUAAGAAACGUUCACCAGAUGAAAAAACAAAGACAGACCAAAAGGAUGAUAGUGAUGAUAGCGACUGGGAGUAA
Molecule: messenger RNA, 1614 nt
Organism: Rhizoctonia solani
Lineage: Eukaryota; Fungi; Basidiomycota; Agaricomycetes; Cantharellales; Ceratobasidiaceae
Product: BSD domain-containing protein
Exons: 5
Coding region: 1-1614 (537 amino acids)
Cellular component (GO): cytoplasm
Source: RefSeq, a predicted model, not a curated record